AUGGCCAGACUCAUUCACAGCACUCAGGAUCCAAACGUUGGCUUCGUCGAAACGCUAUACCAAACCUGCUCAACCGCUCUGGUCCAUCUAUGGAGAUCACGGCUUCGACUAACAUUGCUUGGCCCGCAAAGAAACACCUUCAAAAAAGAUGUAGCAAAUAUUCGGCUGUGGGAGGAAAACUUUCCUCCUGGUCAGCUUGACGUCCUUUUGGGACAGUCGGGCCAUUUAAGGACCAACGUGGUCGAGAAUUUGAAAGGCGUCGGCAAUAUUCUGAUGCCCUACUUCGCGGGUUGUGAGGGAAACACCACCAAUGCACAGAAUGAGCGCAGCCCCGUACGACAUCUCGCACGGGAACUUAAGACUCAAUUAGAGAAGGCCACGCUCAUGCUUUCUGACGAAGACGGGUCUAAUUCGUCUUCGGAUGAUGAAGCAUCUGACGACUCGUCGUCAACCACCGAACGCGAACAGAAUCGCUUUGGACGACUCCACUGCUAUAUCAGCUGCUUGAUGGAUCUCGCACCCGUGAUAGAGAAGCAUAUUCUAUUUGUGCAACGUCAAGUAGAACCAGAAUCUACUCUCUUUGAAAAUGAUUUUCAUAUAUCGCACAAUGCACAGCCAUUUGCCAUGCGCAUCCGAGACCGAUUUCCAAGCGCGCCAGCUCUUCUUGUAAAGCGACUGGCAGAGGCUAAUUGGGAAAGGUCCGUCCGCAUCGGAGCGCAAGCAGAAGAGGAAGAAGAACCGUCUGAAGAGGACCAUAUUGCGAAUCGUGACGCUCGCACCCUUUUGAAUCCUUAUUCCCAGAUUCAUGAUUCUGGACUUGUCUCUUCCAUGCGAAACCGGGUUGACUGGAAAAUGCAUGAUUUCGGGAACUUGCAGUCGUAUCUCUGCACACAUGAAGAGUGCAAAGAUGCACCGAAGACCUUCCCAACCCGCAAGCUAUGGGAAGAUCACGAGUUCAACAAGCAUUUUACUCAAGUGCAAUGGCGCUGUUUUAGGUGCAAUACCACCACCAGCACUCAAGAAUCAUUUGUCCAUCAUUUAAUUACAAGCCACGGCGACAUCACAUUGGCUGGGCAUCGUCUGACAGCUGCAAUCUCAGAAGCUGAAGAGAACAACUUGAUUCCAAAUUUCAAGUAUCACAAGUGUGCGUUGUGCCCACAGGCUGGUUGGCAAACGUGGAAAGAGUACACCACUCACGUUGGACAACACCUGGAGGAAAUCUCGCUGGCAUGCGCUCCGAGAAACGGAGGUGGUAGCAGCGACAGGGACUCGACUGAUGACACAUCAGACAAUGCGAUCGAGGUGAGCGUGAUUAAUCCCUUCGGUACAGGAGGCCCUGAACCCGGUAUGGAUCCGGGCCAUCAAGAUCUCAGUAUUCCAAUGCUGCAAUCUGAAUUUUUUGAGUUUGGCAAAUCAAAGGAGACCAUCUCCGCGCAGCUAGGUGUGGCACGCCCCAAUUCUAUACCUCCUGGGUUGCCUUUGCAGGAAUUUCCCAAAAGUCUAUGGAGUCCAGUUGCCGAAGCUAAAUCUAUGGGGCAAAUAUACGACGUGCCUCCUCGAGAUCUCAUACGCUCUGAAUCUCUUGCGACAUCAUUCAAUGCAAACGAGUGGAUGGCGGAGAUUGAUCCUGUACCAUUACCGCCAGAACCUCAAAACCUCAGUCGCGAUCACUCCUUUGGCAACAGACCCUUAUCAAUUUCCAGCGCCCACAGGGUUCCUGGGCCGAGCGUCCCUGGCAAGCAUCCGGAGGAAAUCCGUAAUAUCGACAGGACAGAAUCUUGGUUCCGUUGUCUGGAUUGUAGCUUCACAAGCCAAAGCAAAUCUACCUUGAAGCGUCAUGUCAAUGAUCGCCACCUCCACGAGUGCGAGUACUUCUGCCCCAAAGCGGGGUGUGACUACAUGAAGUACCGGUGUGACAAGAUUCUGCAGCACUGCAAUGAACACCACCAUGAAGCCGCGGCGUGGGACGAGAUUGAAGUGCGGAAGAACCCGCUUCCCUGUCCACUCUCCUGCCCGUGUUGUCGGCUUACGACACCUGGCUGGAAGGACUUCUGGCAAUGCUACAUUGAGCAUUGUAAGGAGGAGCCUGUUCCGUCUAUGCAUUUGCCCCCCACACUGCGAGGCGAGUCAUCCUUUUCCACCCCAAUGGCAACCCCUAGAGCCAUACAGCCUAUGAUCAUAGAGCCUACAGCCAUACAGCCUACAGCCAUACAGCCUACAGCCAAACAGCCUAGAGCCGGAAGGCCUGGAGCCAUACAGCAUAGGUACAUACAGGUGCCCGCCAUGCAGGCUCAACCGAUACAGACAGAAGAUGAUACGGAGUGUCAGAUAGACAGUCAACCAAGCACGCCAGCAGUCACCCUUGAUGCAUGCCAGGAUUUCAGAAUUUUUUAA
Penicillium canariense is the source of this 2394-nucleotide messenger RNA. RefSeq lists its product as uncharacterized. The transcript is spliced from 3 exons. Bases 1 to 2394 code for a protein of 797 amino acids. The record is from RefSeq and is a predicted model, not a curated record. Lineage: Eukaryota; Fungi; Ascomycota; Eurotiomycetes; Eurotiales; Aspergillaceae.